GCGGACAUCUUGCUCUCGUGCAGUUUCUUUCAAACCGGUUGUAGUUAGUCGAUUUACGAGAUAUCAGAAUAAUCUGUUUUUGAAAGCUAAUAUUGAAAAAGAUUGCAUACGUAAACGGUUUUUAUGAUUUUCUUGUUGUAGGGAAACACGGAGUCGCUUUCUCAUGGAAAGACAACAGAGCCAAAAUUAGGCGGUAUAAUUAUUCCUGGUCCCUGUUGUAGUCGGUGGUAUUAAUUGAUCGGACCGAUGACGGCCCGAACGCGGAAAUGAAGCCGACUGUCAAUAUUAUUCAUUCUCACGGUUUUUAAACGAAACAACAUUUCACACAUUCGACUAAAAUUAGCGGGUCUCCUACUUUGUGUUAUCAUUUCAUAACUUCCCAUCGAUCCCACGCCACAAAUCGGUCCCUUUAGCAACAAGAAAAAUCAAUGGCUUCCAGGUCGCCGUCGUCCUCUCCGGACACCGCGACGGGUUCAGGUACCGACCCGGCCCGGCCAGACACCGGGGAGCCCCUUGGUGGAGCGGGUUCAGACUCGGACUCGGACUUGGGUUUGGGUAAAUUUGAUUACAGCGCCAUGGAGGCGGGGGACCGCCUGGAGGGUGAAGAACUGGUGCAGGAGUUUGAGUCUGCCGCCGACCGCGUUGGAGAUCUGGUACAAACGGCCAGUAGAGACCAGCUACUGUAUCUGUAUGCGCGGUACAAACAGGUCAAAGUUGGAAAAUGCAAUACUCAAAAGCCAGGCUUCUUCGACUUUGAAGGACAGAGGAAAUGGCAAGCGUGGAAGCAACUUGGGGACAUGGACGCAGAGCAGGCAAUGCAGGAAUACAUUUCUUGUGUCAACAUCUUAGACCCUGAAGGCAGCCAGAAGGAGAACCGAGGAGCAGAGAGACGAACGGCUUUCGGCGGCGCAGCGGUCAGCUCUUUGUACCAAGAAGAGACGAUCAGAGAAGAGGACAAGAACAUUUUUGAUUACUGCAGAGAAAACAACAUCGAGCACAUCAGCAACGCCAUCAGAUCCCAGAAAGUGGACAUCAACCUCAAAGAUGAAGAGGGCCGUGCUCUCCUGCACUGGGCUUGCGACAGAGGCCACAAAGAACUGGUUUCAUUUCUCCUGGAGCACAAAGCAGAUAUCAACAGCCAGGAUAAUGAAGGACAGACGGCGCUACAUUAUGCAUCCGCGUGUGAAUUUGGCGACAUCGUGGAGCUCCUGCUGAGCGCCGGUGCCGACCCAUUCAUCAAAGACAUGGAGGGCUCGCUCCCUGAGGAGGUCACAGAGUCCGGCGCCAUCUCUUCACUCCUGCGCCAGUACACCGCUCCUAAAGGCUAGCGGAAGCCACGCCGUGCUGCCCCUCCACUCCAGAAUCCCGUCCGAUACGUCAUUGUCUCAUCACCACAGACUUCCCAGCAUCCCUCACUUACCCGGAGAAAGACUUUGCAACCUCAGCAGCUUGUUUUUAUUUUUUUUAUUUCUUUUUUUGGUCCUAAACACCUCAGGUCGGUUGACUUUGCCAUGUUUGUCCUUCAUUUGAAAACAUGAAUUUUGACCUACUUCACUGACUCGGGUUUGCCGACAUUGCUCUCGAUCCAAGAAAUUCAUUUGUCACGAGUCCUGUAAAAUAAUUCGAUGAGGCAAAAAGCUAUUUUAUCUUCAACAAGCACUAUAGACAUUUCUGACCACUGCUUCAGGUUGAAGAUUCAUUCGUGUUUCAUUCCAAAUAAUAGUUUGUCUGUCAUUUCUCAACAUUAAAUUCUUGUAAAUGA
Molecule: messenger RNA, 1762 nt
Organism: Syngnathoides biaculeatus (alligator pipefish)
Lineage: Eukaryota; Metazoa; Chordata; Actinopteri; Syngnathiformes; Syngnathidae
Gene: acbd6
Product: acyl-CoA binding domain containing 6
Exons: 8
Coding region: 429-1328 (299 amino acids)
Molecular function (GO): fatty-acyl-CoA binding; protein binding
Source: RefSeq, a predicted model, not a curated record